AUGGCGGCUACUGGAAGUCGACAGUGGGGUGUCACGCCCCCAAUCUCGACUGUCCUGCCGACGCAGGAUGAGUUGGUUGCAAAUGACGAUCUCAUCGCCGAGCUCAAGGCCCAGAACAACUUCGAGCCGCCCUCGGACUCAGAGCGGAGAAUUCAAAUGCUUCAGUUACUUCAACGGGUCGCCCUAGAGUUUGUCAAGACUGUUUCUCGAAAGAAGGGCCUGUCGCCUGCGGCCGUGGAAGCUUCCGGAGGCAAGAUCUUUACGUUUGGUGGUUACCGACUCGGUGUUUACGGUCCUGGAUCCGAUAUCGAUACCCUGAUUGUCGGCCCAAAGCACGUAUGCGGCGAGGACUUUUUUGCCGACUUCCCUCCCCUCCUACAACAAAUGGCACCUGCGGGCGUGGUGGAAAAGAUGACUCCCGUCCCAGAUGCCUUUGUACCUAUCAUCAAGAUGGAGCUCGCUGGUAUUAGCAUUGAUUUGCUUUUUGCUCGUCUGGUUAUCCCAUCUGUGCCCAUGAACCUAGACUUGAAGAAUAACGAUUACUUGCGAGGGCUGGAUGAGAAGGAGGUCCGCUCCCUGAACGGGACUCGAGUUGCAGAUGAAAUUCUGGAGCUUGUCCCUCAGCAGAAGACCUUCCGUAUUGCCCUGCGGGCAAUCAAACUCUGGGCCCAGCGUCGAGCGAUCUACGCUAAUAUUGUUGGGUUCCCUGGAGGUAUCGCCUGGGCGAUGCUGGUAGCACGAGUUUGCCAACUUUACCCAGCCGCCUCGGGAUCAGUCAUCGUGGGCAAGUUCUUCAGAAUCAUGAACAAAUGGGCAUGGCCCCAGCCCGUCCUUUUGAAGCAGAUUGAAGAAGGUCCCCUCCAGAUGAAAGUCUGGAAUCCUAAGAUCUACCACGGUGAUAGAUUCCAUUUGAUGCCGAUUAUCACUCCUGCCUAUCCUUCCAUGUGUGCAACCCACAACAUUUCCAUGUCAACCAAGACUGUGAUUCUUCGGGAACUUCAGAGAGGUGGAGACGUCGUGGACAAGAUCUUCACCAAGCAACUAUCCUGGAGCGACCUCUUUACACGCCAUACCUUCUUCACUCAAGACUACAAGUACUAUCUCAGUAUCACGGCUUCGAGCAAGACCAAAGAAGACGAGGCCGUUUGGUCUGGUCUUGUAGAAUCCAAGUUGCGUCACCUUGUUGGAGCUCUAGAUCGCAAGCCGAUCAUUUCAGUGGCUCAUCCCUUCCCUAAGGGAUUUGAAAGAAUUCAUGUCAUCAGUAAUGCUGAAGAAAUGGAGGCGGUAAAGAACGGAUCAACAAAGUACCAGGCUAAGGGUACCACGACAGAGACCACCGACGAAACGAAGGACCCAGCCCAUGAAGCCGCGGCACAAAAUGGAAUGGAAAAUGCAGCCGUCCCAGUGCCCACUGAGCACUCUGAGCAGAAGACUGAAGGUGGUAGUAAUACUGUGUAUACUACUACCUACUAUAUCGGCUUAGAGCUCAAGCCCUUGGAACCAGGCACCUCGCGGUCUUUGGAUAUCUCCACAGACUCGCAAAUCUUCAAGUCAACGUGCACAUCUUGGACGGGGUACAUUCCCGAAAUUCACGAUUUGGCGGUCACCCACGUUCGCAACUUUGACUUGCCCGAGGAUGUCUUCCAACCCGGCGAAUCCCGUCCGUCCCGACCGAAGAAGAAGGUGAUCAGGAAGACCGAAUCGACCGGUCAGAAACGGAGACACGUCGAGAUGCACGAUUCUUCGAUGGAUGCCUCUCAGGGAGCAGCUAAGCGCCAGGUCACCCCGAACACGGUAUCCAACACUGCGACACCUGCUUAA
Molecule: messenger RNA, 1821 nt
Organism: Penicillium subrubescens
Lineage: Eukaryota; Fungi; Ascomycota; Eurotiomycetes; Eurotiales; Aspergillaceae
Product: polynucleotide adenylyltransferase
Exons: 8
Coding region: 1-1821 (606 amino acids)
Cellular component (GO): nucleus
Molecular function (GO): poly(A) RNA polymerase activity; RNA binding
Source: RefSeq, a predicted model, not a curated record